This is a messenger RNA of Rotaria socialis, 384 nucleotides long. Lineage: Eukaryota; Metazoa; Rotifera; Eurotatoria; Philodinida; Philodinidae. The record is from the annotation of a GenBank genome assembly.
AUGUCCAACCCGUUACUUUUUACAACUUUUUUUAAUAUUCCUGUUAAUGCCACAUGGGCACAGAACGGUGUGACUAUUGCUGGAGGUCACGGGGAAGGGGGUGCUACUAAUCAACUCAACUACCCUCAUGGUCUCUUCGUUGAUGAUGAUCAAACAGUGGUUAUUGCUGACUUCAGGAAUGAUCGUAUCAUGCAAUGGAAGAAUGGUGAUACAACGAAUGGACAAGUUGUUGCUGGUGGUAAUGGCGAAGGAAAUGGAUUACAUCAAUUGAAUGGUCCACGAGAUGUCUUAAUUGACAAAGAGACGGAUAGUCUCAUUAUUUGCGAUCGAGGGAAUACACGAGUUGUAAGAUGGUCUCGUCGUAGUGGUACAACACAAGUAUAG